Orbicella faveolata is the source of this 707-nucleotide messenger RNA. Its product is annotated as autophagy-related protein 16-like. Gene Ontology annotation, molecular function: protein-membrane adaptor activity; protein binding. Gene Ontology annotation, cellular component: phagophore assembly site membrane; autophagosome membrane; Atg12-Atg5-Atg16 complex. The record is from RefSeq and is a predicted model, not a curated record. Lineage: Eukaryota; Metazoa; Cnidaria; Anthozoa; Scleractinia; Merulinidae. Gene Ontology annotation, biological process: autophagosome assembly.
GGUUUGAGUGGGACGUCUAUCGUCCCCAGUCAUACAAGAUGGCGCGAAGGGAAAGGCAAAGUUGGAGGAAAAUAAUUUCGGGGAAGCUAGAAGCAAGAGAUCGUGGGGAAUGGUACUGUUUCAGAGACAUUAUCAAGGAACACAACAAGCUAUUUGAAAAUGCAGAUACUGCAAAAUCAAGAGUGGUUCAACUGGAAAUACAAGUCGCUCAUAUGCAACAGGAAAAACUUGAACUUCAAGGACGAGUUCAAGAAUUGAGUUUAACAGGGGGAGGGGUUGGAGGGGGUGGUGGAUCAGAAAAAGCUGCAGCAUUGGAACAAAAACUCUACAAGUUACAAGAAGAACUGACAGAGCUUCAUCGGCAAAAGGGAGAGAAUGCUCAGAAACUGAUGGAACUCAACAAUACGUUACGACAAAAGGAACAGGAACUUGCUACCAAAGAUGGACGAUUACAGGAUUUAACCAUCAAUAAAGAAUCAGUUGACAAAGAGUGUCAGAGCCUUCAGCAGACAAUAAUAGAAUUAGAUGCAACUUGUCAGAUGGUAAAAGAUGAAUUUCAGGCCCUACAACUUGCUUACUCAUCGCUAGAAGAAAAACACAGAAAACUACAAGAAGAUAAUCAAGAUCUUGUGAGUUUGUGACAGCUGAUAAAUAAAUGAAGGCUUCCUUGCAAAAAGGGCGUAUAUAGCAUUUUAGGUCGAUUUUCA